Molecule: messenger RNA, 2151 nt
Organism: Pangasianodon hypophthalmus (striped catfish)
Lineage: Eukaryota; Metazoa; Chordata; Actinopteri; Siluriformes; Pangasiidae
Gene: rbmx
Product: RNA binding motif protein X-linked
Exons: 9
Coding region: 173-1306 (377 amino acids)
Biological process (GO): positive regulation of mRNA splicing, via spliceosome
Cellular component (GO): spliceosomal complex
Molecular function (GO): RNA binding
Source: RefSeq, a predicted model, not a curated record
AGCGCAUGCGCCGUGUCGUGCGCAUGCGUGUUUAAGCUUAGUGCGUCAACCUUUCACGACGUCAACUAUUUUCGUUACCCCGGGUGGGACAUCUGAAUGAUUCAAAGCAGCGUGAGGUCUUUCUUCCGUUCUCCUGUUGAGUGUCCGACGUUUUCAGUUUUCAUAGUUGACUAUGGCGGAGGCAGACAGACCUGGAAAGCUUUUCAUAGGUGGCUUGAACACUGAAACUACAGAGAAAGCUCUUGAAAGCUAUUUCAGCAAAUUCGGCCGGAUAUCUGAAGUUCUGUUGAUGAAGGAUCGUGAGACCAAUAAGUCCAGAGGGUUUGCUUUUGUGACUUAUGAGAAUCCUGGUGAUGCAAAAGAUGCUGUGAGGGAAAUGAAUGGAAAGGCCCUGGAUGGUAAACCCAUCAAAGUAGAGCAGGCCACAAAGCCUCAGUUUGAGUCGUCUGGCCGCCGAGGCCCUUCAUCAAUGCAUCCACGCAGUCGUGGUUCUCCUCGAGGGCCACGUGGGUCUAGAGGGGGUCCCAGUGGAAUGCGGGGACCACCGAGCAGAGAACCUUUCUUUAAAGGGAUGUCGUCCAGAGGUCCCCCACCAAAAAGAGGACCACCAAUGCGCAACGGAGGACCACCACCAAAGAGACCAGCACCUUCUGGGCCAAUGGGCAGACCCCCAAUGUCUAGGGAUCGGGAUCCUUAUGGUCCCCCUCCUCCUCGCCGAGAUUCUCUUAUGUCAAGGAGGGAUGACUACCCAUCACCACGUGAUGAUCACUACAGUGUCAAAGACAGUUAUUCUAGCCGGGACUACAUGAGCUCAAGAGACAGCCGGGACUAUGGGCCUCCCCCACGUGAUUAUUCAUACCGUGACUAUCCGUCACAGUCCAGUUCCAGAGAUGAUUAUGGUUCAGUGUCUCGAAGCUACAGUGAUCGUGACGGUUAUGGGGGAGGUCGUGAGCCUAGAGGCUAUAUGGAGCGAACAAGUGGAGGCUCCUACAGAGAACCUUAUGAUGGUUACGGUAACUCACGCAGUGCCCCACCUUCAAGGGGCCCCCCUCCAUCCUACGGUGGGAGUGGUGGAGGCAGUCGCUAUGACGACUAUGGCAGCAGUUCCAGGGAUGGCUAUGGCAGUCGCGACAGUUACGCCAGCGGUCGGAGUGAGUCAUACUCUGCUAGCCGCGCCGAGCGCCCGGCCAGGCAAGACCUCGAGAGAGGCUACCCUCCUCGCCAAUACAGCAGCUCAAGUCGAGGCGCACCUCGGGGGCGUGGAGCUAAUCGAGCAGAUAGAGGAAUGAACCGAAGUCGGUACUGAAAUGGACUCUGUGCUGGAAAAGGGUUAGGUCACACUGUCAGACAACGGAGAGGCAAAAUUUUUAACUUCUAGAUGAACUUUAAGCUUCGGUUUCAAUCUGUACGCAACCUUGUCAAGUUUUUUCCUGAGUGUUACAGUUUGUUUCUUUCCCCCUGCCCAUCUCUCGUUUAAUAGUACUGUUGCCAAUUUAAGUGAUGAGUGUUUAGUUUUGUGCCGUAGUGAUGUUAAAAAACCUGCAAUGCCCAAGAGUAUUGUUUUUCAUUUAUCAAUAAAAAUUUUUAUCAAAAGAUUCAUGCCCCACUCCUGUUCAAAGAGGACCCACGUAAAUGGUGAAAACUGUCAGCUCCCAGCCUCAGUCAUUCACGGUGAGGGAAAGCUUAAAAUUGAUCCAUUUUAGAUUGUGUGGAGAAUCUUGUUGACUAUGUCCAGUCUGUUGAGAACGAGACCAAUGUCUUUGCCAAACUCUUUAUCAGUAUAGUUUUCCUCAGUGCAAAUGGAUUCCUCAUCACAAAGCCUAAACAUUGACGGCUUGCAACGACCAAUCCAAAGACAACCAAUAUGCAGGAAACAAUCCAACACCAGAUUAAACCUGACAUCAGCUGGUAAGCAAAGCAAACCCUUUUGUCUCUGGUCUAAGUGAACUUGGUAUGAGUGGUAUCUCAACAUCAGGUUAGUUAACACACCAUCUUUACCUCUUCUGGCCUUACAGAUGAUAACCUGCAAUCUAACACCGUUCAGUUAUUUCAUGCUUGAUCAACAUGACUUAAACAAAACAAAACAAAAAAAAAAACCUCUUCAACCAAAGGAGUCUUUUGUAAAAAAUCAGUGGAUCAUUUGAAUUUAAA